Molecule: messenger RNA, 6915 nt
Organism: Calidris pugnax (ruff)
Lineage: Eukaryota; Metazoa; Chordata; Aves; Charadriiformes; Scolopacidae
Gene: USP42
Product: ubiquitin specific peptidase 42
Exons: 17
Coding region: 2110-6288 (1392 amino acids)
Biological process (GO): regulation of apoptotic process; protein deubiquitination
Cellular component (GO): nucleus; cytosol
Molecular function (GO): cysteine-type endopeptidase activity; cysteine-type deubiquitinase activity
Source: RefSeq, a predicted model, not a curated record
CAAGGUGCUUGCGUCUGCGUGUGCCGGUUUUUUACAAUCACUGCUGAAAGUGUUUGUUUUGUAGUGAGAUAAAUGUGUAAUCACGGCUCCCCGGUUAGUUUUGUGAAUGGGAGCUGGUAUAAAGUCUUCCUCAGCUGUGAUUUAUUGUACGCAAAGUGGAGACCAAAUUUAAAUAUUUAGAUGGAAGGCGUAACUGCUGUGUUUUGUGGUGAGAUUGCUGAAAAAAUCUGAACGGUGCUGGCGCAGAACUCCCAACGGGAAGCAAGAAACUGUCUUACCUGUCUUACUUUUCAAUACCGUGCUGGGAAGCGUCUGUGAUGACAUCACCGCAGGGUAGUAACGCGCAGCGCACGUGACAGCGCACACUCGCACUCAGCAGCGGCACAGGAGCAGGGUCUGUACGUCUGCUCAGCAACCGGAGAGGAAAAUUAUCAGUGUUGAUAGUUUUUGUACUUCUCUGUCAAACAGAUCUUUUGUCCAAAUUAGGAGUUGUAUUGGCUGGAUCUGAGUUAGUCUCACUGGCAUUGGUACUUGCUGCUGCAAAGUGCUUGACACCCGGUAAUGUAUCACUCGUUCAUCAAAAAUAGACUAUAAAGUAGAUAAGUACAUAAGAUUUACCUCGGUUAGUAUAACACUCAGGCUUUUUUGAGAUAAUAUUCUUCUGUUUGCCUUUUGCUGCAGUCUUGGUUCUAUUUUUUGUCUCACAACUAUUUUUUAAAUACGUUGCUGAACACUUUCAAUUGGAAAAAGGAGAUGCCACUGGUAUCUGCAAUUUGAAGACUGCAUCUUAUCUGAAAAUCACAGUGCCUAAGAACUGUCAUCUUAGUCUUCCAGAUGUCUUAAUUUCUCAGUAAAAUGAGAGGGAAUUUUCCAGUUUUGUGAAUUAUCUUCUCAGAAAUGGAAAAUGUGUAUAGAGUGGAUUUUAAAUUGACAAUUUUAAAGGAGGAAAGAUCUAAUCAAAGGCUUUGCACAUAAUUCGUCUUUUGCGGGGCUAGAAAUUCUCUAAUUUACUGUGCUUCGUUUAAUCUACCUUAAGUUUUAUCAAGAGCAACCAAGUUGUGCCAUGAAUCUGAAACCGCUCUAUGCUUUGUUCCCUCAGUUACUUCAGUAUAACAAAGCAGCUUAUGUUUUAAACACUUAGUUAAGUUUAGAGUUUCCCUAAAGUUAAAAUGGGCCUACGUGCUCUAGUAAGAUAGUAGCAAAAUUUUACAUAUAGAAAUUGAUAGUUGAUCACACAAUUAUUCAGCAGCUGACUGUGUACACACAAUUACACGUAUUUCAAGAGGUGUCAUCUUGAAACCCAAUCAGCAUUUUAAAAAGGAUUUAAUAUCAAUUACUGCCUCUGUCCUUGAGGGCUGCAGGUUUGUUUUGCUUUAUGUUCAGCAUUUCCUUUUUAUAGCUUACAUUCCUCUGUUGUUUUGCUGGGGAAAAAUGUGUAACUUUACACAAGUAGAACCGAAAAAGAUGCUUUUGGUUCAGCUUUUUGGUUGAUAGUCAGAAUUGUAAAUGUGGCAGAUGCAAAAUACCACAAGUACUGCUGCCAAAAUUGUAUCCAAACAAAUAUUUCUUGGAGGGGGAGGAGUAACCCAGACGGAAAUAAACGUACAAGUGUUUUCUUGCUCUCCCUUCCCAAGAUUUCUCAGAGCAGUAUCCCAUCCUCUGUGUCUCAGAGGCGUGUGGUUCCCAGGAGCGAGAUGGGCCAAACAGCUCCUCCUGGAUCUCAACAGGCAGCACGUGAGUGGGCCACUGCUCACAGCUCCUCUUAUAAAAAAGGUCUUCAUAACUGUAAUGGAUUAAAAUCCUAUGAAAGUGUAAGAAAUGUCACCAGCUCCUCAGAAGUUAGAAAUAAUACUGAUAGCGGUUUGAUGGAAAAUUCUGCUUUGUGUGUUUAGUUACGGCUUGGUUUGAGGUUUUGUUUUGUGGUUGUUUUGGGUUUUUUUGCCUUUUUUUUUUUUUUUUUCCCCCCCCAGUCAUUCUUAUCAGCUACUUAGUUCUUCAGUUUAUUUCAUUGAGACUAAGUGACAGGAUGUCUCAUAUUCUUUUCUUUCUGUAAUGCUUUUGAUGUUCUUCUGUCAACCAGAACUUUUGCCUCUGUUACAGAUAUGAACAAUGACCAUAGUUAACAAGCCAAAAUCUUCAAAAUCUAAAAAGUCAUCAUCACGGCGGUCUGACAAAUCUAAGAAACCCCGUACUAAAAAAAUGACGUCACGCACCGCCAAUUUGAGCCGAGUACCAUCUGCAGAAGAUCCAAACAAAGUCUCUGUGGACAAAGGACCUGGAGGUGCUAUUUACUGUAGAUCAUCUCAAAAACCUAAGCCUUUUGCCCAAAGAGAUCUAAUUAUUAAUGACGGAAUUGCCCCGCCACAAAGGAUUCUUUUUCCACCUGAGAAAAUCUGUAUGGAUUGGCAACAAACACAAAGUGUUGGAGUUGGGCUUCAGAAUCUCGGCAACACAUGUUUCCUUAAUUCUACCCUCCAGUGCUUGACCUACACGCCUCCUCUCGCCAACUACAUGCUUUCUCUUGAGCACACCCAGUCAUGUCAUGAAGAAGGCUUCUGUAUGAUGUGCACGAUGGAAACGCACAUUAACCAGGUCCUGUGUUGCUCUAACAAUGCCAUCAAACCUACAUCUGUUAUCAAUGGCCUUAAACGAAUAGGAAAACAUUUCCAUUUUGGCAGUCAAGAGGAUGCACAUGAAUUCUUAUGCUUCACUGUUGAUGCAUUGCAGAAAGCUUGCUUGAAUGGAAGCACCAAAUUGGACAGAUCCUCUCAAGCCACCACACUUAUUUAUCAAAUAUUUGGAGGAUAUCUCAGAUCCCGAGUGAAGUGCUUGAACUGCAAAGCAGUUUCGGAUACGUUCGAGCCAUUCCUCGAUAUUACUUUGGAUAUAAAGGCAGUUACAUCUGUCACCAGAGCUCUGGAACAAUUUGUGAAACCAGAACAACUGGAUGGUGAAAAUAGCUAUAAGUGUAGCAAGUGCAAAAAGAUGGUUCCUGCUUCAAAGCGGUACACGAUACAUCGUUCUUCCAAUGUUCUCACAAUAUCACUGAAAAGAUUUGCGAAUUUUACAGGUGGAAAGAUUAACAAGGAUGUAAAAUAUCCUGAAUAUUUGGAUCUUCGAGCAUACAUGUCCCAGUCCAUGGGAGAACCCCUCAUCUAUGCUUUAUAUGCAGUUAUGGUACAUAGUGGCUUCAACUGUAACGCGGGACACUAUCUCUGCUUCAUCAAGGCUGGCAACGGACUUUGGUAUCGAAUGAAUGAUGCCUCAGUAGAGCUUUCUGAUAUCAAAACAGUUCUCAAUCAGCAAGCUUAUGUACUUUUUUAUAUCAGGCGCUAUGAUUUGACGCUGGGAGAACGUACUUUUUACUUACCAGCCCCGUCUUACCCUCGCUCCUUCCUCGGCCAGCGAGGGGCCAACAGUAAACAGACCGCAUUUAUGGGACCACGACUGCCUCCUCACAUGAUUAAGAAUUCAAGUCGUUUAAAUGGAAAUGGACCCCUGAAAGAGGAUCCAAAUGCUGUUGGUAUCACCCUAAAAAGACCAUCUUCUGCUCCGCCAACGGCUUGUGUUCAAAACUGGGCAAUUACCAGGCCUUCAAAUAUGGAUCCACUGAAAAACCAGAAGAUCACUAUCAGUAUUCAUAACAAAUUGCCUGCACGCCAGACUGUGUCACAACCUGACUGUCUUACAAGCGCUCUGGAGGAUGAGGACGUGAGCAAGCCUGUUCCUUCAUCCACAAUUACACAUUCUUCUGCAGCAGAGUCUACCUCAAACAUAUCUAUGAUGGCAGUGGCUACUAACUUUUCCAGACAAGAAGUUCCUGAUGAAAUUUUCGCUGAGCCAGCAGUGAAUGGAAACCCUAAGCUCGGCCCUGAUAACGCAGUCCAUUACGUUCCAGAAACUUCAGGAAAACCUGAGGACUCGAAGGGCUUGUUUAAAAGGAAUUGCAAUGUUAUAUCUUCAAAUGGAAUUCCGAUUGGAAAGGUGGUCCGUACCUUGCAGAAUUCCCAUUCUUCCUGUCAGACUGCUGAAGAAGAAAGAGCCCAGCAUGAGCUGCCAAAAAAUGAUUUGUUAAAUGGUGCUAUUAGUUUAGAUAAUGAAUCUAAAGAAAAUGGACUGAAACUUGACGAUUCCACUUGCCAAGUCCAACCCGUUAUACCUUCUGAGAUUUUCUUUUCUAAAACAAAUGGAUUGCUUGAAACAAUACCUAUAGCUUUGUCACCAGUUCCUCAAGAAGUAAUCUUAGAAUCUCUCGCGUACAGCCAGUUGAACAGCUUGUCAGAGGAAAUAAGUGCCCCUGGACCUCAGAAAUCUUCUGAGAAUGAUGCUCUUAUGGAAACUGUAGUAAUGGAAGCACUAUUUGCCUAUGAGGAAUCCAGGAAGGUUCCUUCCAACUUUAGCUGUGAGGUUGAGAAUCUUUUUGCUCAAUCAGAUUCUGAAACCAUUUCUACCAAAGAAGUUGUUGCUGAAAGUAUUAUAACAAAAGCUGAUAACGCGCAUCCCAAUAUCAACGGUCAGCACAAGGUGAGGAAAAAAUCCUUGGACGCUGAAGAUGAGUUCUUUGGGCAGCGCGAGUCUGAAGACAAUAGAGACAAAGACAAACCAAGAAGAUCAAAAGAACCUGAACUCAUUUCAAAAGAAAAUCCUUUGUACAUCAAAGGAUCUCCUGAGAGAGAAGAGAAAUUAGGGCAAACUUUCUCUGUGAAGUCUGACAUUGAAUGUAGUUCUAAAAAACUUGCAUCUCUAGAUAUUACAGAUAAAUGCCAAGACACAAAGGAUAUUUCUAAUAACUAUGUGGAGGUACCACCUGUUAAUGACUCUUCUAUAAUGAAGCUGGAUAAAGUUUUAGAGAGUCAAUUUUCUAGGGAAAAUGAGGGACUGAGUAAUAAAAAAUGUGAAGAAGAUAAACAUAGGAAAAAAUACAAGAAAAAAAUAUAUGACUCUAAAAAAACUGACAAAGAGCACUACCGAAGGAAGAGAGAACACUCGGACACCGAGGAGAGGGAGAAGGAGAAGCAAAGCAGGAACAAACCAGAUGAUUAUCCCCACAAGAGGAGGAGGUGCUCUCGCAGCGUGGAAGCAAAUAAGCAGAAUCGUCAUAAGCAGGAGUAUUGCAGCGAAAGCAAGUACAGAUCUUCCCAUAAUGAAAGAAACACUCCAAAUAACGGCAAAAGCUCAGGAAAAUAUUCUCGUUAUAGAUCCCGAAGCAGGGAAAGAACAGAACAAGACAGGAAUAGGUAUUAUCAUUCCAAAGGAGAGAGAACUUGGAGCAGAGAAAGAUACUAUCAAGAUGAACCACGGAGAUGGGAAAAAUGCAGAUACUACAAUGAUUAUUAUUCCUCUCAUGGAACAAGAGAUGGCAGAGAGAGAAGGUCCUCCUACUGCGAUAAAGACUUUGACAAACCGAGCCAGGCUUACAGCCGGUCACACAAGGACUAUCACUGCAGAGGCAGGUGGCCUCACGCCGGCCCCUCCAGAGAGGACGAGGGUCACCACUUCAGCAGCCACAGAGGGAACCCGCACCACGGCCCAGCACCGCAGCAACCCCAGGGACGCUCCCGGGAGAGGCACCUCCUCCCGCCCCCGCCAGCACCGGCAGGUCUUGAAGGCUCUUCCCGGGAAAACGAAAAAGAGAAACUCAGAAAUGGCAAAAGAAAAUACACCCCCACAGAGGAAAGUGGAAGCGAAGUCGAAAAGAAAUGCCGAAAGAUAGAUGACCAAAGAAUGAAAAAAUACAAGAAGGUCAAGAAGAAAAAGAAGUCCAAAGAUAAACAUCGAGAGAAGGAUUACAAACUUUAUGAUUCGGAUUUCUCUGUGCUCCGCUUUGACAAUGACAAUCGCAAACAUAAGAAAAAGAAGAAAAAGAAGAAACAUAUCAGGAAACUGAAAGGCUUCUUGGAAUAUUUAGAUCCUCAUUUCCAGAAGAAAACACGGGAGAAGAAGAAAGAAUCCGGUCCCCCAGGCGGCUAUUUAUGUGAGCAAUACACAACCCAGGGCAGCAAACAGCCCCACAAGGAAGAGAAACCUCCUGGUGCCGGUGAGAGCAAGAGACACAGCUCCAGCGCAGCCAGGGAGUCUCUGAAAGAUAUAGACCUGCCUUCUGCUAAACACACUGAGUUGACAGUUGUUACCCCUCCAGAGGACGCUUCGCAAUUUAACAACCAGAGAAUGCUGACCUCCCUGACAGACAUCUUCACUACUCAAACUAAACCUACCGUCACAACCAACAACGUCUCAUCAUCAAAACCAACACCUUCUUACCACCAAACCCGACAUUACCAAUAUUGACCAUCAAAACUUAGAAUUUAUUAUCAAACCAAUUACCAUCAAGACAAAAACCCAGUCAUAAGUGGUGCUUAACAUUUCUGUACAGAAUUUUACCAUGAAAGAACUUUUUUUUAGUUUUUAACUUGAGACUUUCUUUUUUAAAAUAUACUUCUAAUCCAAAAGGGUGGAAACUUUUUACAACUGCUGAACAUUGUAAAUUACCACAUAACUAUCUCACUGGUGUGAGAUAAUGCCCUGGAAUAGACCAUCUCAAAUGCUGCUUAAUUACAGACUCAGGUUGACUUUGUGUUAUUCAUGUGACGUUACUCCCAGUUAGACAUCUGGUGCAAGAGCGACCAGGAAUUAUAAAAAUUGCAACUGACAGUCUGUAUAUUUAAUUUAAAGACUUAUUUAAAAUUUCACAGGCUCUCAAAUACCUAGAGUUUUGCAAGAGCUUCAUCUUUUUCCUGUGAUGUCUGACACUAGAAACUAAUUUACUUCACAUUUGAGUUACAGUCAAGAUCUGAAGAGAAAUCUUCUGGUUUUCAACAUCGUGAAACAACAAAUAUGCAGUUCUGAAUGUAUCUCUCAAGACUAUUUGUAUGCUCUUCCAUAUGUUUUGAUUACAUUUUUCUGAAUAUACUGUCA